CCCUCGGUUCCUUCCCUCCAGCACAGUCCAGGAGCCCAGUCUCCCUGGGCCGCCUUCCUCCGCCUCCUUCCCCAGGCUUCCUCAUCCCCAGCUGGCCUGGAUCUCUGAGCGCCUCGGCCCAGCAUCCCCUGCCUGUGUUAGGGAGCCUUCUCCAUAUUCCCUCUUCCCUCUGAUCUCCCUUCUGGUUUCCAUGGGGCAGAGCUUCUCCUGAAAGCCCCACUUUCUUGGAGGUUCUUCACCCCGCCCCCCCAGUCCUUCCCUUGUGUCUCCCCCACGCCUUCCUUUCUUCCCACCAGGGCCCCGAAGGGGCAGAGAUAAGCCCCAUACUCUGCCUUGGGUCUUUGAGAGAGAAGUCCCAGCCCUGUGGGUGUCAGAGGCCAGUGCCCUGCUCAUUACCUCAUCUCCUUUCAUCUCCUUUUUUAGAUGUGGGGCCCUAGUGGACCCCCAUUUCCCCCUGAAAGGCCCCAAGGAGUCCCUGGCUGCAGAAUGAGCCCAGUCGGUUCCAGUGACAGAAAACGGAGGCGAAAUCACACCAAUACGCUUCAAGAGCUAGCCAUGCUUCUGCCUAUCCCCCUGCAGACCAGCAGCAAAAAACUCACCAAGAAGGAGAUCCUCCUCCACGUCUUGCACUACAUAGAGCACCUCCAGCGAAGCAUCGAUGUGGCCAAGUCUCUUCUCUUAUUCCAGCCCACAGACAAAGAAGAUCGAAGGGCUCAUCUAUGCCUGCCCCUGGGAAGAAGCCCCUCCCAGCCGGGGAAGCAGCCUCUGGAGGAAUCGGCCCCAAACAGAAGCAGAGGAGCAGCUGUGGGGGGAGUCGCUCUCGUCAGGAGACACCCCACUCCUUGCCAUCACUUGGAGUCUUGGUUGCCCCCCUCUCAUGGCGGAGCUGAGCUCACCCUUCUGGAAAUGGCUGAAGGCGGGGUUCACUUCUGCUUAGCAACCUGCUGUGGAGAAGCCAGUGCCCAGGAAGAGCGUCCCCGCCCCCCCUGCGAGACCCCGAAGGCAGCCGGCGAUGAGUGGCUGCCACCUCAGCCCUGGAGUAAGCCUCUUCCCAGAGCAGGGGAGCAGCGUGCCCGGGGCCCAGAGCCCCAGAAAGGGCAGGAUCUCAAUCGGGCUGCGGUUUCUACCCUUUCCAGUCCUCAGCCUGCGCUUUUUGCUGGGGAGAGGGCAGCCGCAGAAGGCCCUUCCACCGAAAGCCCUGAAGAUGGGGAUCAGGUCCUGGUGACCGAGUUCUGGCUGCCAGUUCUCGUGUGGCAGGGGGUCAGGCCCUCACCGGCCAUCCUAACCCCCGCAUCUGGGCGCUUCCCAGACCUACAAGUGUGGCGGGCUCAGAUCCCUCCAACCUGCAGGCAGGAGCUGGUGUUCUAUGACUCCUGUGAGGAGGAGGAAGAGGAGGAGGCAGUGGACACGGGGCCUUGGCUCUCAGCCUGGCCCCCCGAGGGCAGCCCCCAGGGGAGCCCCUUGGUGGAUUCUCCCAGGACGAGGAGCUGGCCUGGAGCUGGCCGACCUGGCGAGGAGCUCGGUCUCAGCCCCUCACUCUUCACCUCUCCGGGCCGACUGCUGCCCGGGAAGCUGCUUCAGGAGGGCGCCGAGAGCCUUACCCAAGGUGACGUCCCAGUACCGAUGCUGCGGGCUGGGGGCCAGGAGGCCUUCGGGGGGCUUCCUGACCCCUGCCUCUCUCUACUCACAGCUCUCUUUGAAGACGUGUGCCUGAGCCCGCAGUCCUCCGCUUGCUUGGACAGCCUGGCCGGCACCCCGCAGAAGAAGGACCCAGCCCCCUCGGCCCCUGCGGGCCCUCCCCACUCCCUCGACCUCUUCCAGUCGGCGUUCUCCCUUGACCACUGCUACCUCUCCCUGAGCGAGACCAGCAAGACUGACUCCAGCCCCAGCUCCGGGGUGACCGAGCUCGUGUCCCUGUGGAACAGACGGCAGGAGGCCUCCCAGCCCACCCCAGACGGCUUCCUGUCCUCCAGCGACGAGGACAGCGACUGCACCUGGACCCCCACCAAGCGGGCCUCGCCCCUGCCCACCUUCGGGAGGAAGCGGAAGCGGAGCCGCGCCAGCGGCAGCAGCAGCAGCAGCAGCGGCUCCGGGAGGCACAAGGAGAGCAAGAAGGCGCACUGCCCUUUCCAGCUGAAGAAGAAGUGCGUCAACGGCUUCAUCAUGUUCUGCCGGCUCAACCGCAAGCAGUACAUCCGAGCCUGCCCUGGCACUGCAUCCACCGCGGCCACCAAAGAGCUGGCACACUUGUGGCGGGUGAUGACCAAGCAGGAGAGGAGGCCCUACUGCAUCAAGGCCCGGAAGUUCAGCCGCCAGCACAACCGGAUUGUCCGGCAGGACUGUUCCAGCGAGGAGGACGACCGUUUGUCCCCUAAGCCAUUCCACUUGCUGCUGGCCGAGAAGGCCCUGUGCUGCCCAGGCCUGGCCUGCAUGGGAUCCCCCCUGGGGGACCCCCUCCCUGACAGCCUGGAGUCUGUGUGAGGCAGGGCCCGCCCCCCCCCACUCUGACCUCGGCAGGGCCAAUGGGGGGGCACGCAGCUCUCCCCUCUUCCUGGGCCUCCCCCUGCCCGUCUGCUGGGGAGUUGUUGGCCUCUGAGCCCAUGGGUGGGGGAGGGCAGAGGGUGCCCUGGGCCAGAGGGCAGCAAAGUCAGCCCCCCUUUCCUCAGUCUGACCCUCGGGGAUCAAAUGUUGAAAACCCAAUUGUGCUCUCGCUCCCCUCCCCCGCCCCAGUUAUAUUUAUAGAUUAUCGGCUGUUCUCAAAAUAAAAUCACUCUUGUUCUUGGACUUUCCCUGGAGGAUGCUGGGUCAUUCUGGCGUGGCGAGGGACAAGAGCUGCCCCUGAUCCGGGCACCCCCCCAGGCUCCAUGGGAGGGCCCUCCAGCCCCGGGGGUCAG
Molecule: messenger RNA, 2894 nt
Organism: Antechinus flavipes (yellow-footed antechinus)
Lineage: Eukaryota; Metazoa; Chordata; Mammalia; Dasyuromorphia; Dasyuridae
Gene: MEIOSIN
Product: meiosis initiator
Exons: 13
Coding region: 424-2481 (685 amino acids)
Molecular function (GO): protein dimerization activity
Source: RefSeq, a predicted model, not a curated record